CACUGGCUUGUAGACCGACUGGCCGCCCUCCGUCGAGAUGUUUCCACAGGGCAAUCACAAUCUCCCAAAAGCUCCCGCAGCUGAGGAGCUCGCUCCUCAGGCCAGGGAGCCUCCUUCGUCUUCUUUUUACGAGGAUCGUAGUCCACAAUGGUGUGCAAAGAACUCCCAGAGCUCUUUCAUGAGUUCGGACCUCCAGCCAGCAGCUCGCGAUGGACUGUGGGCUGAGGGCUCCCACCCUCCAUAUGGAGGAUUAGAACAUGAUUCGUGGAGCCCAUGUGAUACAUCAAGAGCAGGUAAUACAUGGGACGUAGAUCCUGGCGAUUCGUUACAAGCUCCCUGGAUUCAGUCAGCGUCUCCGUGCAGGGGGCAAUAUACCCUCGAAUUAUCAGCAUAUUCAGCAGGCAGAGGGACCGCCUCCUGUUCCUAUGACCAAACUUCACCCACAGGUUUCCCGUACAUGGAGCCAAUGCCUUCGGUGCCUCUGCCUGAAGCAUCUGAUCUCGACCUUGAGCUCUGCGCGGACGCGAAAAAAGGAGAAGGAAAUUAUAUGGCAGCAGGGAAUUGGUUGUCUUCACUAACGGAACAACCAUCGGCAUUGGGUUUACCCUACGAGACAGGGAGCCCGGAGGCACUUCCAGGGCCGUCCAUGGGUCAGCCGCAUCACAGCUCAGACAAAGUCUCUCCCAUCGGCCUGAAGCUCAAAGCCUACGACUGGCCUCCUCAAGAAGACCCGAACCUCGAACGAAGGCGAAGACGCGCCGUAAAGGCCCUACACAACAGGAAGCGGGAGACAGAGAGGCGGGAGAACAUGCGGAAGGAACUGGAGAUCAUCGCCAAGGAAAUUGACACUCUCAAAUCCGAGAAGCAGAUGCGCUCAGAAAGGAUCGUAAAGUUGAAGGAGCAAGUUGAAUCGUUUCAAGCCAAGGACGAUUAACCUCUCUUAAGUUAUCAUACACUCCAUGCUCAUUCAUUACCCUUAUGCAUUCAAUGUAGCCGUGGAUGUCUAUAAACUCUCUCCACUUACUUCAGUUAUUCAAUUAGAUGUUUUAAAAACUCAAAUAACGUUUUCCUCCGGCCUUUAUAUCAAUUAUUCUAUCAAAUUCAUUAAUA
Messenger RNA from Penaeus monodon (black tiger shrimp), 1110 nucleotides. RefSeq lists its product as uncharacterized. The record is from RefSeq and is a predicted model, not a curated record. Lineage: Eukaryota; Metazoa; Arthropoda; Malacostraca; Decapoda; Penaeidae.